UUCAAUCAGAGGCUAUUUAACAGAUGCUGAGUCAGGAUCAUCUCACUUCAGUCAGUCAUGAGUUGUCCUGGGACUCAGAUGUGGACAUGGACACUCUGUGUCUUCUUGAGCUGGAUGAGUGCGGGUCAAGCAGCUGCAGGACCGAAGUACAUGGUAGCCAUUCCUGCCGUUCUUGAAGCCGGAGCUGAGACCAAAUUCUGUGCGAGUCUCCUGCAGCCCAACGAGACUCUGGUCAUGACCGUCACUCUGAAGUCCGAGGAGGCGAACACAACCCUUCUCAAGCAGACGUCGGCUCAAGACUUUCAUACCUGCACUGAAUUUACGGUUCCUGUAGUGGAGAAUGAAGUGGUGAAAAAUUUCGAGGUGGAGGUACGAGGCGACACGUUUUACUCCAAAGAAGUCAGGAAAGUCCAGAUUAAAGUCUACAAUCCAAUGACAUUCGUCCAAACAGAUAAACCAAUCUACCUUCCUGGACAAACAGUGCAUUUUAGAGUCAUCACACUGGACACCAAGUUGAGACCUGCCAAUCAGCUGUAUAAUAUCAUCGAACUUGAGGAUUCUAACAGCAACAGGAUUGGACAGUGGCUGAAUGAAACAGCCGACAGUAAGAUAUUGCAGCUUUCUUACGCUUUGAACUCUGAGGCCCGUGAAGGAACCUACCAAGUUAUUGUGUCGAUUGGGGAAAAUAAAAAUCAUCAUACCUUCAAGGUAGAGAAAUAUGUUUUGCCUAAAUUUGAUGUAAAAUUAAAUGCACCUGCUGAAGUUAGUAUUGAUCAGAAGGAAAUAAAAGCUGAAGUAUGUGCAAAGUAUACAUACGGACAGCCUGUGCCAGCCAAUGUUCAACUUAAGAUGUGCCGACCUCUUAAUCGCUACGUCUCUAGACACUAUCUGACCACCCCUGAACAUCCAGAGGGACUCCCUGAUAUAAUUGCACCAUGCUACAAUGAGACAAAGCAGACGGACAUAAAAGGCUGUGCCACUUUCACCUUCCCAAUGUCAGCCUUUAUAAAAGGUUUGGAAAAGGUGCUGCAAGACUCACUUCAAAUCAGAGUCAAAGUAGAAGAAGAGGGCACAGGUGUUUCUCGCCCGCAGGAGCAGCAAGUUGCCAUUUCAUAUGUUAUUGGAAAGCUGUCCUUCGUUGACAUGCCCAAGAUCUAUGAAGAAGGAUCAAAUGUGCAGGGGAAGGUUAAAGCCGUUUAUUACAAUGAUACACCCAUUGCCGACAUGCCAGUGUACCUGUUUGAAGGGGAAAGGUGGUCAGCACGUCGCUUACAGAAUCUCACCACUGACAGCAAUGGCAUCGCAACUUUCUCAUUUAACACGGAUAACAAUAAAAGGGAACUCAACUUCCACGUGAGCAGCAAACCGACACUGGUCUACGCUGGUUACAGAGUAGCGUACUAUGAUUCUGCACAUCACACAGUGUCGUUGGCCCAAAGUUCAUCUCAUGAUACCAAAACAGUCAGCACCCUGGAGGUGAAGAAGAAAGAUGGACCACUUCCCUGUGACAAAGAAGAAGACAUCUCCAUCAAAUACACAGCAGUGAGGGAGGCCCAGGGCUCUGUGGAUGUCAUGUAUCUGGUUUUAUCAAGAGGAGCCAUUGUCAUGCAAGGACUGAAACAGUUUGAAGUGAAAGAUCAAUCAGUGACUGAGGGUGAGGUGUCCUUCAAGCUGACAGUGUCUCCAGACAUGGCACCACUUGUCCAGGUUGUGGCUUACGCCAUCCUCCCCAGUGAGACUGUGAUCGCCCACAACGCUGAGUUCUCCACUGAGAAAUGCUUCAGUAACAAGGCGUCGCUGGAGUUUUCUCCAUCCUCAGCCGUCCCAGGAGAGGAGACCAUCCUGCAGGUGACGGCUCAGCCACACUCUCUGUGUGGUGUGAGCGCUGUGGACCAGAGUGUCCUCAUCAAGGAGCCGGGGAAGACUCUGACUGCAGACAAGAUAUUUAACUUGUUGCCAGUCAAAAAAGCAACUUAUAUUCCAUAUCAAGUUGAAGAUCCUGUAGAAUGCCUGCACGUGAGACCGAGAAGAUACAUUAUGCCAUACCCUGAUGAUAACGACAGAGAGGAUGCUCAUACAGUUUUCCAGAAUGUGGGAAUGAAGAUGGCAACAAACGUGGUUAUCAGAGUGCCUACAUGCCUCAAGUACAGAGGAAGACAAUACCACCAGGGUCGUGGUUAUGAAAUUGCAUAUGAUUCCGUUCCAGUUGUAGCAAGAAUGGGACAGGCAGGUGUGGCUGGUGGUGCUGGUCCGAGGUACCGGUCUGAUGAAGAACCAAUAGAGACAGUCCGCACUUUCUUCCCUGAGACCUGGAUAUGGGAUCUGGUGGAAGUUGGAGGGACCGGACAGAGGGAUGUGCCCCUCACUGUCCCAGACACCAUCACCACCUGGGAGACGGAGGCUUUCUGUCUGUCCCCUCAGGGUUUCGGCUUGGCUCCUCGGAAAGAGAUUACCGUCUUCCAGCCCUUCUUCCUCGAGCUCAGCCUGCCCUACUCCAUCAUCCGAGGGGAGCACUUUGAACUGAAGGCAACCGUCUUUAACUACCUGACCACCUGCAUCAUGGUCAGUGUGACUCCAGCCGCCUCCUUGGAUUACACCCUCACCCCUCUCUCUGGGGACAAGUACACUUCCUGUCUCUGUGGCAGUGAGCGCAAGACCCUCAGCUGGACCAUGGCCCCCUCAGCCUUAGGGGUUGUGAAUGUGACGGUGGCGGCUGAGGCGGUGGCGUCCCACGCUUCAUGUGACAAUGAGAUUGUGAGCGUGCCAGACAGAGGUCGCAUUGACGUGGUCACAAAAUCUCUCAUAGUGAGGGCUGAAGGAACUGAGAUGACAAAGGCCCACAACUGGCUGCUCUGCCCUAAAGGGAAGGCUUUGACAGAGGAAGUAGAAAUACAACUCCCCAAGAAUGUGAUUGAUGGAUCUGCCCGCGCUUCACUUUCAGUCCUGGGUGACAUUCUGGGCCGAGCGCUGAAGAACCUGGACGGGCUGCUGCAGAUGCCGUAUGGAUGCGGUGAGCAGAACAUGGCGCUCUUGGCUCCCAACAUUUACAUCCUCCAGUACCUGAAAAACACAGAGCAGCUGACCCCGGCCAUCAAGGAGAAGGCAGCCAACUUCCUGACCAGCGGCUACCAGAGACAGCUGAACUACAAACACCACGACGGUGCUUACAGCACAUUUGGAACAGGAACAGGAAACACUUGGCUGACUGCGUUUGUGAUGAGAGCGUUUGCUAAAGCCCAGUCUUUCGUCUACAUCGACCCAACAAAGAUCGAAGAGUCUAUGGAUUGGCUGAAAAUGAGACAACGAGAAAAUGGCUGUUUUGAGCGGUCAGGAAAGCUCUUUAACAACAGAAUGAAGGGCGGUGUGUCUGAUGAAGUGACUCUCAGUGCUUACAUCACUGCUGCCUUCCUGGAGAUGAAUUCAUCUGUAGAUAACCCUGUGGUGAAGGAGAGCCUGUCCUGCCUGAAGGAGUCCACCAGCGACCUCAGCAACACCUACACUACAGCUCUGCUGGCAUACGUCUUCACUCUGGCAGGAGACAUGGAGACCCGUGCUGAGCUGCUGAAGCACCUCGACACUGUUGCAAUACAGGAAGGAGGCUUCCUCCACUGGUCUCAGACAGCAGCAGACACUUCAGCCUCUCUGUCUGUGGAGAUCAGCUCCUACGUGCUGUUGGCUAAACUCAGUGCCUCUCCUGCUGCUGAAGACCUGGGCUACGCCUCUCGCAUCGUCAGAUGGCUGACGGGGAAGCAGAACUAUUAUGGAGGCUUCUCCUCCACACAGGACACAGUGACAGCUCUGCAGGCUCUGGCUCUCUACUCCACUCUGGUGUUCAGUCCGGAGGGUUCCAGUACAGUGACGGUCCAAUCUCCCAGUGGCAAGAUGACGUUUGAUGUGAACCAGGACAACAAACUGCUCUACCAGGAGAAGCUGCUGCAGGACACGACAGGAAAGUUCAGCCUGGAGGUUAAGGGCACUACAUGUGCUGCAGUGCAGAUUUCUCUUCGCUAUAACAUCCCAACUCCCAAGGAUGUCACAACCUUCAGCGUUAUGGUCAAACCAGAGGCCGACUGCUCCAGCAAGAAACCCAAACUCACCCUAAAGCUAAAGGCCCUAUAUAGUGGAAAGGAGACCGGUACAAACAUGGUGAUCCUGGACAUCAAAAUGCUCUCUGGAUUUGUCCCGGACCCAGAGUCUUUGAAGAGGCUCAAAGGAGCCCUGCUGGUGGAUCGCAUUGAACUGAAAGACGAUCAUGUUCUGGUGUACAUACAGGAGUUACCAAAGGGAAUACCCAUCAACCACAGCUUAGAGCUCAUACAGGAGGUCCCAGUGCAGAACCUGAAGCCAGCCGUGGUCAAGAUCUACGACUACUACCAGCCAAGUGAUCAGGCUGAGACAGAAUACAUUUACCCUUGUGUUGCAGGUUGAAGAUUGAAGUGUGAUUAGCUCGCAGGCCGUCACAGACUCCACUAUAAUUUAAAUAGACUUGCACCAUGUUUGUUUGUGUAAACAUACACGCAUCAUGGACAAUAAAAUAAUUUGAUAUCCCUCUUGAA
Messenger RNA from Centropristis striata (black sea bass), 4556 nucleotides. Its product is annotated as alpha-2-macroglobulin-like. Lineage: Eukaryota; Metazoa; Chordata; Actinopteri; Perciformes; Serranidae. Gene Ontology annotation, molecular function: endopeptidase inhibitor activity. The record is from RefSeq and is a predicted model, not a curated record. The transcript is spliced from 36 exons. Gene Ontology annotation, cellular component: extracellular region. Bases 58 to 4428 code for a protein of 1456 amino acids.